GAGGGCGUUGAUAAAAAGGGGAGAGGCUGCCAAGAGAUGUGCUUGAGCAAGAAGAGACUGCCCUGCCAACAGCCAGCCUUGGCUAUCACUCUCUCAAGAGGAAUAUGACAAACCUGAAGAUCCCUGAGGAGGUAGCUACUGCUCUACAAGGGUAAAGAAGUGUGUGUUCCCAUGGAUGAUUCGAGCCUGUCCAGCAGUAUUGAUGUAGACAAAGGCUUUGCCAUCGCCUUUGUUGUUCUUCUGUUUCUGUUCCUAAUUGUGAUGAUUUUUCGGUGUGCCAAGUUGGUGAAGAACCCCUAUGAGGCCAGCUCCACAACAGCAGAACCGUCGCUGAGCUGAACUAUGAAAAAGCCUGACAGACUCCUCCUCAGGGGAGAUAUUAAAUCUUCUAUACAGGUGUUUAUGAUCUGGACUUCAUAUUGGUUCCCCUCUCUGUGUGUCAGCCUUCUCACUCUGGCAUUCCACAAUAGGCACAGGAGGGUGAGUUGAGAAUAAUAAAAAGGAUGAAACACAAGCCAGUUUAUAUUCCUAUUCAGGGAAAUGGUUACAAAGUGGGACAGAGACAGGUUGAACUCAUUGAUUAAAAUAAGGCCAUGGGUUUCAAUUCUCCAGUAUCAAAUGUCCUUAAGAUAGUUGGACAUAAUUUUUGAUGUAAUGCAAUACAAUAUAAUAAUGCUGGGGCACCUGGGUGGCUCUAUUGGUAGAGUGCCUGACUCCUGAUUUUGGCUCGGGUCAUGAUAUUGUGUUUGUGGGCUCGAGCCCCACAUCAGGUUCUGUGCUGAUAGCAUGGAGCCUGCUUGGGGGUUCUCUGUCUCCCUCUCUCUCUGCCUCUUCCCUGCUCAUACACUCUCUCUCUCAAAAUAAAUAAAUAAAAAUUAAAAAAAUAAUGCUUGGAAGGCCCACCUAAAACCAGAAUUCCUAGAGGUGGUCCUAGAAGAUCCCUCUGGUUGUGCAAAUAUAAGGCCAGCAGGAACCAAUUGUUCUUUGAUAAGAGUCUAACAGGACCUUUUUAGUGUGUGAGGUUUUAAAAAAAUCUGCUACCCUUCUCAAGUGGACAGAGCUGUGUGGUAGAGGGGGAGCAAUUUGUCUUCAGAGAAUCCCUUAAUCUUUCUCAAUCCCACAUUUCCUCAUUUAUAAAAUAAUAUCUAGUAGAUUGAAAGGGGCCCUCCAAAAGAUACGUCCAUGUCCUCCCCUGGAAACCUAUGAAUGUUUUUACAUAUUUGGCAAAAGGAUCUUUGUAGAUAUAAUUAAGAAUCUCAAGAUGAAUUCUUCCUGGAUUAGCUGGGUGAGCCCUAAGUCCAAUGACAAAUGUCCUUUGUAAAAGACAGACGAGAAGAUACAGAGAGACAGAGGAAAAGGCCCUGUGAAGACAGAGGCAGAGAUUGGAGUCAUGCAGCCACAAACUAAAUAACACUUGGCUGGAACCAACAGAAGCUGGAAGAGGCAAGGGAAGAUUCUCAUCAGAGCCUUUGGAGGGAGCACAGCCCUGCCAACACCUUGAUUUUGGAUUGCUAGCCUCUAGAACUGUGAGAGAAUAAAUUUCUGUUGUUUUAAGCCAACGAGUCUAUGGUAAUUGGUUAUGGCAAUCACAGGAAACUCAUAUGUAAUACACAACGAUGAUGGUGGUAGUUAUCAUGAUCAGUCCAAGAAUCUUUUAAAAGAAAACAGAAAAGGCACUCCUGGGUGGCUCAGUUAGUUAAGAGUCUGACUCUUGAUUUCAGCUCAGGUCAUGAUUUCACAGUUUGUGAGACGGAGCCCCAAAGAACCUGCUCAAGAUUCUCUCUUUCCCUCCACCACUUGUGCUCUCUCAGAAAGAAACAAAGGAAAAGAAGGAAGGAAGGAAGGAAGGAAGGAAGGAAGGAAGGAAGGAAGGAAGGAAAUUAUAAUCUGUACUCUCCAAAGUCUGAAGUUAGGGAAAUUUGGUAGACCAUCGCCAACUGGCAGGAAAGCGCAUAAGAGAAUUCACUAGAAGGAGAGGGGGCAUCUAGGCCAUGGAUCAAUGCUCAACACAGGUUUUGCUGAAGAGGAUUGAGUCUGAGUCUGUCCCAGUAAGUGAUAGAGAUAGUGAUAGUGAAAACUCUUAGGUCUAUACUGGCCAAAUGUUCUAGGUAACAGUAACUUAGCAUGUGGAUGUGAACUAAGACAGCCAUAACCUUGGAAGCUAAGUGUGGGGCAUCACUUGGGCUUGUGCGGGAACUUGGACCAGCAUGCAGUCCCUUCAGAGAAGACAUGUAUUCAUGGGACAAUGCUGAACCAGACUUUAGCAGCAAUACUAAAUGGUAUGGAGAAAUAAACAGUCAUGCACUGUUACCAGAGACUUGAUAGUUGUUUCUGUUUUCUGACUCCUUGAACCAGAACUGCCCUCUCCUUGGCCUGAGUAAGUUCCCAGGGUUAUUUGAAAAUUGAGGCAGGGAAACCAGAGCUUUGAAAUGGAGAUACUAGACUAUGCCUUCACCAGAACAGAGUGUGCUAUAUUGGAUAAACUAAGGGGAGAGAGCAAGAGAGGGAGAGAGAAAGGUGAUUUGUACACUGAUUUGAUAAAAAGAAAUUCAGGACAAGGUGCAGGUCAGGGUAAAAUGGAAGCAGAUUAAGACUGAUGUCAGUAUUAGGGGCUCCUGGGUGGCUCAGUCAGUUAAGCAUCCAACUUCAGCUCAGGUCAUGAUUUCUUGGUUCAUGAGUUCAAGCCCCAUAUCAGUCUCUGUGCUGACAGCUCAGAGCCCGGAGCCUGCUUCAGAUU
This is a messenger RNA of Panthera uncia (snow leopard), 2737 nucleotides long. It is a transcript of the gene CTXND2, whose product is annotated as cortexin domain containing 2. NCBI's taxonomy places the organism in Eukaryota, Metazoa, Chordata, Mammalia, Carnivora, Felidae. The record is from RefSeq and is a predicted model, not a curated record. Bases 172 to 339 code for a protein of 55 amino acids. The transcript is spliced from 2 exons.